ACGGCUGUCUGUGCUGUGAUGUCAUCUGCCGGAAGAUGCAGGUUUUGUGCGCUGACUGUAUUCCAGUGAAAGGCGUUUGACAGCUUGUCGUAAAGGAAAUGGGAGCGAAGCGAUAGCAUUACUCAUCUCCAUGGAGCGCCAUAUAAUGCGCCAUCCCACUAAUAAAACGUUUUAGAGAAAAUGGUUCCCAGUUCAACGACUGGUUGAUAAUAGACAGCCUAUUUCCCCCCCCCCAUUACAAUCAUAUUACUAAGAGCAUCGACAUUGCUGGUGUGGCCAUGAAUCCGGCGGAGCAAACGGUUACUUGGCUCAUUACGCUCGGGGUUUUGGAAUCACCAAAAAAGACCAUUUCGGACCCUGAUGGAUUUCUGCAGUCUUCGCUAAAGGAUGGGGUUGUCCUGUGUAGGCUGCUGGAGCGGCUGCGUCCAGGCACUACUGAUAAAAUCUUUCAAGAUCCCAAGAACGACAGCGAGUGCUUGAGCAACAUCACGGAGUUUCUGAAGGGCUGCGCGGUGUUUCGCGUCGAGCCAUUUGAGGCUGGUGACCUGCUUCAGGGCUACAACUUCAGCAGAGUCCUCACUACACUGGUUGCCCUCAAUAAAGUGACUGCAGAUAUUGGCAUCGGCAGCGACUCUGUAUGUACGCGUCACUCUUCCGCCCACCGGAUCAAAUCCUUCGAAUCGCUGGCCUCCCAGUCUUCACUGGGACGAUCAUCUAAAUUGCUCCAUAACCAGUUCCGCAGCCUUGUGAGUAACUUUGGGGACAUGACGGAGAACAGUAACGCUCAGUUAGUGGUUAAAGCUCGCUUCAAUUUCCAGCAGACCAAUGAGGAUGAGCUUUCUUUCAGCAAGGGUGACAUUAUCAAUGUUACUCGCACAGAAGAAGGGGGCUGGUGGGAAGGAUCCUUCAACGGCAAGACAGGCUGGUUUCCAAGCAAUUAUGUCAGAGAGAUCAAAGGGUCAGACAAACCAGUGUCCCCUAAAUCUGGAACUCUUAAAAGCCCCCCCAAAGGUUUUGAUACCACAGCCAUCAGUAAAACCUACUACAACCUGGUGCUACAGAACAUUUUAGAAACUGAAACAGAGUAUUCAAAGGAGCUCCAGAACCUUUUGACCAACUACCUGAGACCUCUACAGAUGACAGAAAAACUGAGCACCUCAGAUGUGAGUGUCAUUCUCGGGAACCUGGAGGAAAUCAGCACUUUCCAGCAGACUCUGGUCCAGUCACUGGAGGACUGCACCAAGCUUCCAGAGCUUCAGCAGAAGGUCGGGGGGUUCUUCCUGAAUCUCAUGCCCCAGAUGAGGUCUCUUUAUGUGUCUUACUGCUCCAACCACCCGUCGGCAGUCAGUAUUCUCACUGAUCACAGUGAGGAACUUGGAGAGUUCAUGGAGGGAAGGGGUGCAUCCAUACCAGGUAUUCUCACACUGACCUCUGGCCUCAGCAAACCCUUCAUGAGACUGGACAAAUAUCCCACAUUACUGAAAGAACUGGAGAGACACAUGGAGGAGGGUCAUCCAGACAGGAUAGAAAUUCAGAAAUGUAUGACAGCUUUCAAGAAUCUCUCUGCACAGUGUCAGGAGGUGCGGAAGCGUAAGGAGCUUGAGCUUCAGAUCCUGACUGAGGCGAUUCGUCUCUGGGAGGGGGAGGACAUCAAGACCCUGGGGUCAGUGCUGUAUAUGAGCCAGGCCAUGGUCCAGAACCAUGGCUGUGAGGAGAAGCAUGAGCGUUACCUUCUGCUUUUUCCUCAUAUUUUGCUCAUCCUAUCUGCCAGUCCAAGGAUGAGUGGCUUCAUCUACCAGGGCAAGCUACCUUUGAGUGGGAUGACGGUGACCCCAUUAGAAGACUGUGAAAGUCAUAAAAAUGCUUUUGAGCUUUCGGGAAGCAUGUUUGAGAGGCUUCAGGUGAUCUGCUAUAACAAACAGGAUCUGCAGGACUGGCUCGAGCAUCUGAACCGACAGACCAAGCACACCACCAUGGCGGCUCCCAGCAUGAAACCCCUCACUGUUCCCUGCCACACACUCCCGUCUCACCCUCUGACGCCAUCCAGACAUGCAGAAAGCCGGGGCCUGACAGUUGCUCCUGCCUACCACACCCUACCACAUCCCUCCUCUCAUGGGGCCCCACACAGCACCAUGAUGUGGGGCCCCCUGGAGCCCCCCAAAACCCAGAAGCCCUGGAGCCUGAGCUGCUUGCGUCCAGCACCCCCACUCAGGCCCUCAGCUGCUCUCUGCUAUAAAGAGGACCUCAGUAAAAGCCCCAAGACAAUGAAAAAGCUGCUGCCCAAGAGAAAGCCGGAGAGGAAGCCGUCCGAUGAGGAGUUUGCACUGAGGAAGAGUACUGUAGCUCUGGAGGAAGACGCUCAGAUUCUGAAAGUGAUUGAGGCCUACUGCACGAGUGCCAAAACCAGGCAGACUCUGAACUCAACAUGGCAAGGCACUGAUCUCAUGCAUAACCACGUCUUGGAUCAAUCCAGUGUGGACUCUCUGGGCCGCCGUAGCAGUAUCUCAAGGCCCGAGGCCACCUCAGACCUCUCAGAGGACUCUGACUAUGACAGUAUAUGGACGGCCCACAGUUACAGGAUGGGCUCUGUUUCCCGACAGUGGAAAGAUGCCAGUCCAGCACUGAUAGUUCCUGGGGAGGAGAAGUUCAGUGUAGACGAGUUGAAGAGUAAUGGUCAGACUCUUCUGGAGGAGAAGAGCCUUGUGGAUGUUGUUUAUGCUCUGAAAGAUGAGGUACAAGAACUUAAACAGGACUAUAAAAAAAUGAAGAAAUCCUUGGAGGAAGAACAGAGAGCCCGGAAAGAUCUGGAGAGGAUAGUUAGAAAAAUGCUAAAGAAUAUGAACGAUCUUUCUUGGGAUGAGACCAAUUUAUGAUAUGGCACCUUACUAUGAAGUCCCUAAAGUGGCAUGGUGGUGGAACAAUUAUGUGAUGGGAGGUAAUACAUUUUUCUUCCCAUCUCAUAUUUUUUUUUUCUAUCACCAGGUCCCUUUAGGGGCACCAUACCUUACUCGUUUUGUUACGCUAGGGGUUAGGUGACCUGGAAGUUCAAGUUCAACAUUCAAAUUUCAGAUGUAGUCUUAGCUUGAAACCACCAUGGACAUCCAGGAAGUCUGUAAUAACAUAAUGAUACAUAUUUGGCCUAAAAUGGCUCAUUCCAAUGUUUAAA
This is a messenger RNA of Rhinichthys klamathensis goyatoka, 3166 nucleotides long. RefSeq names its product Rho guanine nucleotide exchange factor (GEF) 7a (gene arhgef7a). The record is from RefSeq and is a predicted model, not a curated record. The coding region runs from base 279 to 2873 and encodes 864 amino acids. Lineage: Eukaryota; Metazoa; Chordata; Actinopteri; Cypriniformes; Leuciscidae. Gene Ontology annotation, molecular function: guanyl-nucleotide exchange factor activity; protein binding. Gene Ontology annotation, biological process: intracellular signal transduction. The transcript is spliced from 22 exons.